This is a messenger RNA of Sinocyclocheilus anshuiensis, 1356 nucleotides long. RefSeq names its product transmembrane protein 53-like. The record is from RefSeq and is a predicted model, not a curated record. Lineage: Eukaryota; Metazoa; Chordata; Actinopteri; Cypriniformes; Cyprinidae. Gene Ontology annotation, molecular function: serine hydrolase activity. The transcript is spliced from 3 exons. Bases 154 to 1104 code for a protein of 316 amino acids.
CUCCCAGGGGAGAGGGUUUAUUCACCAUGGUCUGUCAGGUACAUUGUGAACACAUCCAAAAAUAGCAGUGUCUGAGUAGCAGGGCUCAGAAACGCUCUGUUUUAAUCGAUUCAGAUCUUACUAAAACAAUUGCAAGAAUUAAGGCAAUACAGCAUGUCGUUCAUCCAGAAGAUUAGAUAUUUCUUUAAAAGGCAGAUUUCUAGAGUUCAGAUGGCACUGAGCAGAUUUCUUUGGUGCCGAUGGACACGUGACUCACCUGCUAUCAUGCUUUCCAGAGCGGCCACCAUGGCUGGGUUCACUGCUCACAAGAUCAGUAAACACAUCACCUUCCUCGCCAAUGACGUUGCUGGGACUCCCACGGCUAGUGUUUCACCUGUUCACCCUAAACCCAUAUUGCUGUUGCUGCCAUGGCUGGGCUCCAGACCGCAGGCCAUUGCCAAGUACUGUGAUAUUUACUUUCGCACAGGCUUUGAUGUGCUCAUAGUGGAAAGUGCGGUGAGCCAGUUCUUGUGGCCUCGCUGGGGGUUGGAGUAUGGUGGCCAUGUGCUGGAAUUAUUAGAGAGCGAGCGCUUCUCACAGCGCCCCCUACUGGUCCAUGCUUUCUCCAUAGGUGGAUAUACAUUUGCUCAGGUGCUUGUUCAUGUGGCCAAAGACACCCAGCGUUACCAAGGCCUGACAAACAGGAUCAGGGGUCACAUCUACGACAGCCUUGUCAUGGGAUCGCUGGAGCAUAUGGCCAAUGGUCUGGGUAAAACCAUACUGCCCCAGAUGGAAGGUCUCGUGAAGUCGGCUAGCCUUCUGUACUUUCGUGUCUUCAAAAACCAGACGGUUGGCUACUUCAGCUCAGCGAUCAGUGUUUUCUGGAACACUCCUGUGAUGGCACCUGCUCUUUUCUUCUACUCUGAGAACGAUGCACUGUGCGAUUACGAGAGCUUGGAGAAGAUGGUGGAGUUCUGGAGGAGCCGCGACCUAAUUGUGGAGAGCAAGAAGUGGAAGGAGUCUGUUCAUGCAGGUCAUCUGCGCAUACACCCUCAGGAUUAUCUGUCCACACUGGAGAAGUUUGUGCAGUCUCUUAACAUGGUGCCUCUGAAGGCCAAAAUGUGAAUUCUGAAGGCUGUCACUCGUCUCAUUAAACAUCCAAGUUACCUGAAGUGCCUGGUUUUAAUGUCACAUAGACAUUCUCAUACUCUUUGUUCAAGUGGUACUUUGUUAAAUUGCUGUCUUGCUUUCUCAAACUUCUUCAGCCUUUUUAUAUUUAUGUGACUACAUGAAAUCCUUUUCAGCCAAAAAUUCAUACCUGGUCCAGAAGAAGAAGAAUCUGAGCUCUUUUUGAAGACCGUAGCACUGGGAUGUUGG